AUGAAUAUGGAUCGAAGUUGGAUGAAUCAUAAUGGUGUAAAGGAUAGACAAAAAAAGGAGUACAUAGCGGGUGUUAAUGAAUUUCUACGGUUUGCUUUUAGGGGAAUAAGUGGCGAAACAAUGUUGAAAUGUCCUUGUGUUAACUGUAGAUUGGUUAUGUCACAAACUCGUAAAAACAUGCUAUGUCACUUGCUAGUAUAUGGCAUUGAUCGUAGUUACAACCCAUGGUUGAGUCACGGAGAAAGUGUAGAGCAAAUUGAUAAAAAUAAAGAUCAAGGGUAUGUAGCAGAGGUUUCAGAUAAUGAGAGUGAGGAUCGUCCUUUUGAUGACAUGGCUCCAUUUGUUUUCGAUGCAACAAGCGCGUGGAAUUCUAUAAACUCUACAUCAAUCAAUGAAAAUGAAAGAACCACAUAUAUAGGAUCAAGUAGUGGCACUAGUGAAACUCCUAUGUUGCUCCAAAAAUUAGUGGAGGAUAUGGAGGCUGACUUGUAUCCAGGAUGUAAAAAAUUUAAGAUAUUGGAGUUUAUUAUGUCAUUGUUGCACAUUAAAGUUAGCAACAAGUGGAGUGAUAAGUCUUUUUCAAUGUUAUUGAAUGCAUUGCAUAGGGCGUUUAAUUAUGAUAACAAUUUGCCUUCAAGCUCUUAUGACGCAAAAAAAUAUACUAAAGCGCUAGGGUUAGAUUAUGUUAAGAUUGAUGCAUGCGUCAACCAUUGUGUUUUAUUUAGAAAGGAGUUUGCAAAUGAAGUUAAAUGUCCUAAGUGUUCAGCACCUCGAUGGAAGCAGGAUAUUUCUCAAGAUGAUGAGAAUUCAGACGAUGAAGAUGAGGGUGUCCAUAGAAAAACACGAGUACCUCAAUUAGUCUUGCGCCAUUUUCCACUUAUUCCAAGGCUCCAAAGGAUGUUCAUGUGCUCCAAGCUCGCAAUGCACAUGCGGUGGCAUAAUAAAGGACAUGCUGGUGAUGAUGACGACAAUAUUAUGAGACACCCAAGAGAUUCAAAAUCGUGGAAGUCUUUAGAUGAGCUAUAUCCCGAAUUUGCUGCAGAUGCACGUAAUGUACGCUUGGCUUUAGCUAGUGAUGGGUUCAAUCCCGGAGCGAACAUGAGUAGUAGAUAUAGCAUAUGGCCUGUUAUGUUAGUACCUUAUAAUUUACCUCCUUGGAUGUGCAUGAAAAGUGACAACAUGAUGUUGUCAUUAUUAAUUUCCGGCCCUAAAUCUCCUGGUAAUGACAUAGAUGUUUUUUUGCAACCUUUGAUAGAUGAGUUGAAGGAAUUAUGGGAGAGUGGGGUACAAACCUUUGAUGCCCAUAGUAAGGAGACAUUUAAUAUGCGAGCAGUGUUAAUGUGGACAAUUAGUGAUUUCCCAGCAUAUGCCAAUUUGUCUGGCUGGAGCACUAAAGGGGCGAAGGCUUGCCCUAAUUGCCACAAAGACACAAAUUCCGAAUGGUUGAAACAUGGCCACAAAUGGUGUUAUAUGUGUCAUCGUGUUUUUUUUAGAACCAGAUCAUAA
Messenger RNA from Chenopodium quinoa (quinoa), 1506 nucleotides. RefSeq lists its product as uncharacterized. The record is from RefSeq and is a predicted model, not a curated record. The transcript has a single exon. The coding region runs from base 1 to 1506 and encodes 501 amino acids. Lineage: Eukaryota; Viridiplantae; Streptophyta; Magnoliopsida; Caryophyllales; Amaranthaceae.